Messenger RNA from Fusarium tjaetaba, 948 nucleotides. RefSeq lists its product as uncharacterized. The transcript has 2 exons. The coding region runs from base 1 to 948 and encodes 315 amino acids. The record is from RefSeq and is a predicted model, not a curated record. NCBI's taxonomy places the organism in Eukaryota, Fungi, Ascomycota, Sordariomycetes, Hypocreales, Nectriaceae.
AUGUCUUCUACAGAGUACCCUGCCUGGUUCUGGCGGCUGCGAGAACUACAGCAAGAUCGGAAGGCACGCGGUCAACACAACAGAUACUAUGAUUCCGACUUGCCUGUCGAACCUAGAGACUUUGAUGAGGAUCUUUCUGAGUGUUCCAAUGACAGCGAGGAAUCCAAUGAUAGCGAGGAAUCGUGCUCCUCCGAGAAUAACUUCGAUGACGAAAGCUCGGAAUCGUCUGAACUGAGCGAUAUCUCUGGAAAGACCUCAGCUACCGAGGCAGCGUAUCAGUCGCUGAAAAAGCAGCGAGAGGAGCGCAAGAGCCAGUUGAAAGUUUGGAAGAGAGAAGGGAUGAGUGAACGUCAAAACGAGAGUGUAGUAGAGGAAGGUCUUCGGGCUGAGAUCAAGACUGAGGAGCGUGAGAUACAAAAGGUCAAAGACGCUCUCGCCAAAGCAGAGAAUUCGUCCAAGAAGAAGUCCGGUCCCCUCAAAAGCUUGGAUUGCAGGCUCUUCAGGCUGUUCUCCACGGAUCACAUUCAAUACUGCUAUCAUUCUCACUGCCCAACAACCUAUAUCGAAUUCUACGAUCCUAAAAGUUUAUACCGACCGAUGGAAGAUCAACGCCGAUCAGGCCGAGGAGAACCGGUGGAAGACCAUGUUUACCUGAUACACGACGACGCUUGCACCGUUGACCCGUUCGUCCGCCCAAAGUACCCCAGCACAAAGUUUCAUCAACUCAAAGUCGAUCGCGGACGCCGAACGGUGGAUGUUCAGUUCUUCCAUGAACAUUUCUUGGUGCUCAGGAUGCAUCGGGAUAUCGUCUUCUCACACCAGUGCAUACAGCCGCCACUGGAUGUGCCGGAAAUAUUUACCUAUUAUGGCUAUGAUGAAGCCUACAAGUUUCCGGAUGAUCGGAGGAAGGAGAAGACUAAGCGACGUCGCUCGGCAUCUCCUCAGUGA